GUCCUGAAUAAAUUCGUCGGCUUUGACCUUCUGCUUUCUGACCAUCAUUACAUCCCCCUCCAUACUCUACCCAAAAUGUGUCCCACAGUCGACGACAGCGCUCCUCCCGCAAACGGUGUUCAGGUUGAUGACUCGCCCAAUGGCUUCACCAAAUUCGAGACGGACCUUGAGAAGAAGGCCAAGCCGCAUACCGUCAACAAGAACCCCUACCAACCCGUAGGCGACUUCCUGUCGAACGUAUCAAACUUCAAGAUUAUCGAGUCGACGCUGCGUGAGGGCGAGCAGUUUGCCAAUGCCUACUUUGACACCGAGACCAAGAUCAAGAUCGCCAAGGCACUGGAUGAGUUCGGUGUUGACUGCAUUGAGCUCACCUCACCGUGCGCCUCCGAGCAGUCGCGUCUCGACUGCGAGGCCAUCUGCAAGCUGGGUCUCAAGGCCAAGAUCUUGACUCACGUCCGCUGCCACAUGGACGACGUCAAGGUCGCUGUUGAGACUGGUGUUGACGGUGUCGAUGUCGUCAUUGGCACCUCCUCCUUCCUGAGAGAGCACUCUCACGGCAAGGACAUGACCUACAUCAAGAACGCUGCCAUCGAGGUUAUCCAGUUCGUCAAGUCCAAGGGUCUUGAGAUUAGAUUCUCGUCAGAGGACUCUUUCAGAUCCGACUUGGUCGAUCUUCUCUCGCUGUACGCCGCCGUCGACAAGGUCGGCGUCAACAGAGUCGGUAUCGCUGACACCGUCGGCUGUGCUUCCCCCAGACAGGUCUACGACCUUGUCAGAACUCUCCGUGGUGUUGUCAGCUGCGAUAUCGAGUGCCAUUUCCACAACGACUCUGGCUGUGCCAUUGCCAACGCAUACUGUGCCCUCGAGGCCGGUGCCACUCACAUCGACACCUCAGUCAUCGGUAUCGGUGAGCGCAACGGCAUCACCCCUCUCGGUGGUCUCAUGGCCCGCAUGAUUGUCGCCGACCGCGACUACGUCAAGGGCAAGUACGAUCUUCACAAGCUCAAGUCGAUUGAGGAUUUGGUCGCCGACUCGGUCGAGAUCAACAUUCCUUUCAACAACUACAUUACCGGUUUCUCCGCCUUCACCCACAAGGCUGGUAUCCACGCCAAGGCCAUCCUUGCCAACCCUUCUACAUACGAGAUCAUUGACCCCGCCGACUUCGGCAUGAAGCGCUACGUCCACUUCGCCUCCCGCCUGACCGGCUGGAACGCCAUCAAGUCCCGCGUCGAGCAACUCUCCCUUACAAUGACAGACGCCCAAGUCAAGCUCUGCACAGCCAAGAUCAAGGCCCUCGCCGACGUCCGCCCCAUCGCAAUCGACGACGCCGACUCCAUCAUCCGUACCUUCUACUCCAACCUGCACAAGGAGACCGAAGAGCCCCUCCUGCCCAACAUGACCGAAGAGGAAAAGAAGAAGUUUGAGCAGAAGCAAAGGGAACUCAACGGCGUGGCUGAGAAGCGCGAGCUUGAGGAUCAGGUCGAUGCAGAGGCCGAGGUCCCUCAGGCCAAGAAGACCAAGACUGAGGCUGGCGCAUAAGAUGUUUCUUCUUUGCAUCCAUAUCCACAUCUGCCUAGUCUUUUUGAUCGUUUGAUCUGACUCGCUGUCUCUCUCUUUUUGGAUUACCCCCUUGCAACUCUGGACUUCUAUGGUCUGGAAGCAAAAGGAGACGAAAAAAGGCGUUUGCUUGACGUUUCAUUCCUGUCAUACAUCAAAGUUCUUUUUCUAUUACGAAGGUCAUGGGACAUCAAAGGGGGAGUUUUUGUUUUUCUCUGUCAUCUUGCGUUUUCCUUCAAGUCUAUAUCAUGCCCCCAGCUUGUACUCCUUUUUUCUUUUCUUUUGCUUGCAUCUAGAUUAUAUGCCCUCUCACCG
Messenger RNA from Aureobasidium subglaciale EXF-2481, 1872 nucleotides. RefSeq lists its product as uncharacterized. The record is from RefSeq and is a predicted model, not a curated record. Gene Ontology annotation, molecular function: homocitrate synthase activity. NCBI's taxonomy places the organism in Eukaryota, Fungi, Ascomycota, Dothideomycetes, Dothideales, Saccotheciaceae. Bases 76 to 1539 code for a protein of 487 amino acids. Gene Ontology annotation, cellular component: mitochondrion. The transcript is spliced from 4 exons.